Molecule: messenger RNA, 2145 nt
Organism: Zasmidium cellare ATCC 36951
Lineage: Eukaryota; Fungi; Ascomycota; Dothideomycetes; Mycosphaerellales; Mycosphaerellaceae
Exons: 1
Coding region: 1-2145 (714 amino acids)
Biological process (GO): protein phosphorylation
Molecular function (GO): protein kinase activity; ATP binding
Source: RefSeq, a predicted model, not a curated record
AUGGCCACCACAGAAAGUGCCGAUCCUGAGGCACUGUACACCAAGCAAGCAUGCAUAGGAGGAGGAAGCUUCGGCAAAGUCUACAAGGGCGUCGACAAGAGGACAGGGCAAUCCGUGGCUAUCAAGAUCAUCGACGUCGAGAAUGCAGACGACGAGGUGGACGACAUCAUUCAAGAGAUCUCUAUCCUGUCAGGCCUCAACUCGCCAUACGUCACCAAGUACUACGGAUCAUAUCUCAAGGGAUCAGACUUGUGGAUCAUCAUGGAAUACUGCUCGGGAGGUAGCUGUGGGGACAUGCUCAAGCCAGGCGUAAUACCGGAGGACUACAUAUGCAUAAUUGUGCGCGAGCUGUUGUUGGGACUCGAGUAUCUCCACAGCGACGGGAAGCUCCAUAGAGACAUCAAGGCCGCCAACAUUCUUUUGGGUGCCAAUGGACAGGUCAAGCUUGCAGAUUUUGGAGUGUCUGGCCAGCUGACGGCGACUAUGACGAAGAAGAAUACCUUUGUCGGCACUCCGUUCUGGAUGGCACCCGAAGUAAUCAAGCAAUCUGGAUACGACCACAAAGCAGACAUAUGGUCUCUUGGUAUCACUGCGCUCGAAUUAGCGCUUGGCGAACCUCCUUACAGCGACAUACAUCCCAUGAAGGUCCUCUUUCUGAUUCCAAAGAACCCCGCACCCAUCCUCGAAGGCAAUUUCAGCAAGGACUUCAAGGACUUUGUAUUCAAGUGCCUUCGAAAAGAACCGCGGGAGAGACCGAGCGCGAGGGAGUUGCUGAAACACCCCUGGAUAAGAAGAGCGAAGAGGACGGCGUAUCUGACCGAGCUGAUUGAGAGGCACGAGAGAUGGCAAGCCACGCACCGGGAGGAUAGGGAUGGCGACGAUGACGAUUCGUUGAUCGACUCCCCAUCACGAGAUCCAGACGAGGAAGAUCUUUGGGACUUUGGCACUGUCAGACCUGCUGGACGGCGGAAUCAUGGGCCCGGACUCAGAACCAUGAAUGAGUCCGGGAUGAAUUCACGAAGCUCACAUGUGCCAACCUCACCAACGAAGCGAUCCGUCUCGAACAAGGAGAACGAUGCAUCCAGUAACGACGAUCACGAGAACAACGAAAACAUAGAAGGUAGUACCAUUCGCGGCGGUGGUGCCAUGCUGCCUCCUCCAUUACCAAAGACACCUUCGCCCACCAAAAAGCCAGCCCCGUUGCAGUCUCCUGGAUUCGCCGCGAAGACGGCUCUCCCAGCAUCCCCGGUGCGAAAGCCGAUUGCAGUUCAGACACCACCACAGACACCACGCCACGAGGAAGUCGUAUCAUCACCCAAACCUCCAGCAACACCGCAGACGCCACGUUUGCUCAACGAUGACUUUCUGCAACAGUCCAUUGCUAGCGACAUGUCACAGUACAUGAAAGGUUUAUCACUUCAAGAGAAGCCAAUCUCGGCACCGAAACUACAACCCGCGACAUCUAUGCCCUCGAACCUGGACGGCGCUGCGUCUUCACGCCAGCCACAGGCGAACGGUGCGUCUUCCCACGUGGCGAUCCCAUCGAGUCAAUCCACGAACGAGUUGUACCAAAAGCCUCUUCCCAGUUUUGCACCCCCUGCACCUGCGGCGAAGACCGAGCAGCAGCGACCACAAUUGCCGCGAGUCCAGAGCGAGCAGCCACGCUCUUCCAUUGAUUCGGCUCGGAGCGAGGCAUCCACAUCCGCGUCUCGUCCAGCGACCGCCACAACAGCCUGGACAAGCACCGCCGCUAGUCUCCAGCCCCAGCCAGUCUUCGAUGUACAAAAUCAAGACCUGCAAGCCGAGCAACCAAUCACCGCCCUGAACUCGGUCGUGAUCCCAGCCCUGGAAGCAGCACUGCACCGUCGAAGCUACCAACUCUCCCUCUUGCAGAAGAAGCACAACUCUGCCGCGAGUCGAACGAGCAACAGCACGAGCGAUAGAAAGCAAGCAGAAGAAGAUCUGCAACUCAAGCGGGAGGCGCACGAUCAGGUCCGCAAAUGCAUGGGCAAGGUAUCUCGGCUGUUCAAGGAGAUCGACCACUGGGACACGGUGGCGCCUGUGGGGAUGGGCGAUGGCGUCGAAGGGCUGCUCGAGGGCUUUCUGGAAGAAGUCUUGUGUCGCGUCGAGGCGGAGGAUGCUUGA